AUGGAGUGUUUGCACGGAAAAGCUGCUUCCAAUUCAACUACAGACAAGGGUUCCUUUUGGUUUUGUGGACAGAAGCCCAGCUGUGGAUUUCUAUGUACAGAAGAGGACGGUUAUCUGUUCCAGACAGCUCUGACAGCUUGGAGAGCCACAGGCUUGACGCAACCGAUAUGUGAGAGUCACCGGAAGCCCGCGAAGUUUCGUGUAGUUAAAGACAUGCUGAAAAAGUCUUAUGGACGACCGUAUUUUACGUGUGCAAGUCGGGAGAAUCCUUGCUCCUUAUGGAUGUGGGUAGACGAGAAAGAAAUCGAGAAACCGAAUUGCUAUCACAACGAACCGUGUGCCGUGAAGCGAGUCAAGAAACAAGGUCCCAAUACGGGUAAAAAGUUCUUCUGUUGCUGCAACGAAAACCGGUGUGAUUAUUUUGAAUGGGUUCCUGAGGAAUUGUCAAAACAACCUGACACCAUGGCACCUUUCGUACCAUUGUUUUACAGUCGUUAUUAUCCAAAUGCUCAGCAGAACUGAAACAUUUAUGAGGGCCCCCUAUACUUUUUGCGUGAAGCGUGAAGGGCUUAUUUUACUUAGCCGUGAAACGUGAUCGGGCCCCCUAUACGUUUUGCGUGAAGCGUGAAGGGCUUAUUUUACUUAGCCGUGAAACGUGAUCGAUGAUUUUCUUAAUCCGUGACUCGUGGAAAGGCAAAAUAUUUUUACGUGAAAGCAUAUUGUGAAGAGGUAUAGGGGGCCCUCAUUUAUAUAAACAUUUAACGUAUAAUUAUAGAGCUUUGUAUUAUCAUAUUUAUGAAUAUAUAUUUGAAACGUUUUACACUGUGUGUUCAUUUACUCAUGCAAUAACCUUUCGGGAAAAUGAUGUUAACAUAACAACAAUAUCCCAUUAUGUCAAAUACCUGUUUGAGCACUGUGUAAUGAGAUGCACAUUGUUUUUCAGACACAUUCGGUGGUUCUCACGCUUAUGCAUAG
This is a messenger RNA of Paramuricea clavata, 975 nucleotides long. The record is from the annotation of a GenBank genome assembly. NCBI's taxonomy places the organism in Eukaryota, Metazoa, Cnidaria, Anthozoa, Malacalcyonacea, Plexauridae.